AUGAGUAGUACUAGUGUUGUUGAGCUAAUUUUGAAGAUGAUAAUUCCAUGUCUAAUUAUGGUGACAUUGUUAUCUUCUUAUGCAUGUGAUGGUCUUCAAACAUUAAGUCCCUCUCCUUACAACCAAGUAGUUGAGAUAAGAAACAAUUUGGAGGGAAAUGUUGAACUAAAAGUUCACUGCAAAUCGAAAGAUGAUGAUCUUGGUAUUCGAGUUCUCAACUUCAACGAAACUUUUACUUUCACUUUCUUGCGCAACUUUUGGCAAACGACUCUCUUCUUUUGUGGGUUUAGAUGGGAAAACGAGUUUCACUGGUUUGAUGUUUUCACUCCUGAUACACCUACCUGUGUGUACCCUACACCCUGUUUGUGGUUCGUCAUUGCUAGCGGACCAUGCAAAAUAGAGUAUGGUUCAGGUCCUUUGUUUAGUUGUUAUCCUUGGAAUAAAGACUCUUUACGUUCUAAGAUGAUUGAAUCAAAACUUUUUCCUCAAUCACCUAUUUCUACUACUACUGCUCCUAUCCCGUAUUAA
Messenger RNA from Cannabis sativa, 528 nucleotides. Its product is annotated as S-protein homolog 18-like. The coding region runs from base 1 to 528 and encodes 175 amino acids. NCBI's taxonomy places the organism in Eukaryota, Viridiplantae, Streptophyta, Magnoliopsida, Rosales, Cannabaceae. The record is from RefSeq and is a predicted model, not a curated record. The transcript has a single exon.